AUGGAUAUCAAUCACCAUCUCCCCAGAUCCAAACAAGAUACUGUCACCAUGAACACUGCGAUUAAAAAUCUCACGCUCACCAACCCCGCCGCUGUCAUCGAGUUGCAACGACGGCGCGCAAACUUCUGUGCAGACACCUCGAUUCUGCCAAGUAUUCGCACUCGAGGUCUUUUGAUGUUGGAUGAUGUGCUGAGGGUGCAUGUACCUACGGCGUUGAACGAGGGCCAGUCGGUUGCUCCAUUGCUACGUAGAGUCAUCAGGACGCUGGGUGCAUUCUACCAAGAGAACCAAGAGCGGCUCACCGCAAACGAAGAUUUCAUCAUGCAGGAGGAACAGGGAAGCAGUGAGAAAGCAAGUGAACUGCUACAAGAGGACAAAGAUGAAGAUGACGACAUGCUGGAUGUAAAAGCGCAUCAGUCCGAGCCGUCGAGCGCGCGAAUGUCACUGGAGACGAGGCUUACAAAAGCACGAGCGACACUGGACAACAGAGCUGCAGUGAAACAAAAGCGGCAAAGGGCAGCACUCGCUAUGCGUGUUAAGGCUGCAGAGCAGCGCAAGCAAAGACAGAUAGAUCUCGUGGACACGAACAAGCCAUUGCUUCUACAGCAAACCGCAUCGCUAGCAGCAACCAACGAGUUAAUCACCGCCACGACACCUUCUCUACUUCCCUCAGAAAAUCAACCCACGGUAGCUACUUCACCACUAACGGCACCGACCCAUACUCGUUCCAUGCGCCAACGCACCCAGCAGCAAAUGUGCCCAUACCAUCACCACCACCCACAAUCCCAAGACGCUCACCAGCCACCCGCCACCCCCAGCGUACCGAAAAAACCCGAAAGGUUCUCAACCACCUUCCAAUCCACCACCGGAGUCCCCUCUCUUAUCGUUAAAUUGUCCUUUUCUACGCUCAAUUCGUCGGAGCUAAAUCAUGCAGUGUCUUCGUGGCCGAGUACUGCACAAGGGAGGGGGCAGAAACGGGGUUUGACGACGACAGUGGGGGAGGAUGAGGGAAAGGGGAAGAGUAAGAGGAAGAAGAAAGGAAAGGCGGGGAAUGAGAAUGGGCGCGGGAAAGGACAAACCGGGACUGUCAGCAAGACCGGGAGAGGGAACAAAAGCGGUGCUACUCUUCCUUCAAAUGCGGAAUCCGCAUCUGAAAUCACCUUAUCUAGGUCCACCAGUCAUAUCCCAAGUCAGAGGACUCAGCCAGCGAGAACGAGACAAAACAACUUUCCCUCCCAUCCUUCCGAAUCUCUCCAACCCACUCCCCCCCAUACCCCUUCCAUCCCCUCCCUCCCCUCCCUUCCCCCAAUCCCCUCCUACCCCACCAUCCCAACCAAAGCCCUCCCCCACUUCCACCGCGGCGUCACCAUCGCCCUCGAAAACAUCACGGACGAUAGCACGGCCAGUCCCGCACGCAGUCUUCACCAUAUCGUGCAAGAGCUGGAGGACGAGGUGCCGCGGGUGGAGAAUUGGGAACAUGUCAAGGUGUUGGAGGGGGCAAGGUGGGUUUAUGCUGUGUGUUUGGAGUUGGAGGGGGUUUUGGAGGAGGACGGGGUGGUGGGUGAUGGCGAUGGUGAUGGUGGAGAUGGUGAUGCCAUUGACCCCAAGGAGGAUGUGGGAAUACAGAAUGAGGUCCCUAUUCAGGGCAUACGCAAACCAGCCUCAGCAGUCCAGUCAACCCAGAACAUCGCAUCCCGUCCUCCCUCUCCCGAUGUUCCACCGCUUGGUUUGAACUACUCACACGCUCAAUUAACACCCUCUUCCCCAUCAGCAAACCACGAAACAGACAAUACUGUGGUUAUCCACGCUUUAAUGUUGCACUUCACAAUGUGGGCGGAAGGCGAGUAUGCACGGUUGACGGCGCGGCGGAGGAGGUAG
Molecule: messenger RNA, 1878 nt
Organism: Plenodomus lingam JN3
Lineage: Eukaryota; Fungi; Ascomycota; Dothideomycetes; Pleosporales; Leptosphaeriaceae
Source: RefSeq, a predicted model, not a curated record